Hydractinia symbiolongicarpus is the source of this 2011-nucleotide messenger RNA. RefSeq names its product conserved oligomeric Golgi complex subunit 8-like. The record is from RefSeq and is a predicted model, not a curated record. The transcript has 13 exons. Bases 70 to 1902 code for a protein of 610 amino acids. Gene Ontology annotation, cellular component: COG complex. Gene Ontology annotation, biological process: intra-Golgi vesicle-mediated transport. NCBI's taxonomy places the organism in Eukaryota, Metazoa, Cnidaria, Hydrozoa, Anthoathecata, Hydractiniidae.
AAUCGCGCUGCAGUAUUUUGCUGAACAGAAACUGAUGCGGAACAAGUAAGUCUGCUGCCAAAUGUCAACAUGGAGGACAACAGACACGAUAAAACUAAAGCUUUUGGCAGCAAAUCGUUUGAUGCCCUUGAAGACAGAACUUUACUUGACGAGCUACUCACCGGCAAACAUGUUAUUUCACAAGGUGAUGAAUUAUUUUGUCAACAAUAUGUGGAACAGUUAUCUUCGUUUGGGCUUUCCAAACUUGCUAUGGAACCAGAACACCUAAAGGAGGAGCAAAAGAAUAUUCUAGAGGAAACCCAAAGACUUGCUUUUGAAAACUAUCAAACCUUCAUUCAGGCAGCACAAUGCUCUAAAGAUGUGUCUAAAGACUUUAAUAUUGUGGAUGAACACUUAAAUACAAUGAUGGAUAAUUUACCAUUGUUUACCUCAAGUAUCGAAGAAUUUGCAAAAUCGUCACAAGAAAUUAACUCUAGUCGUAAACAGAAUUCAUUGGUUCUUUCAAGACAUACACAAUUGCUAGAAAUAUUGGAAAUCUCACAACUCAUGGAUACUUGCGUUCGUAACGGUUAUUACGAGGAAGCCUUAGAGUUAUCAAUUUUCGUAAAAAGACUGGAGAAAAAAUUUACUUCCAUCAAAAUAAUUACCGACAUUGGGGCAGAAGUAAAACGGAGUACGCAGUUAAUGUUGGACCAGCUAUUACAGCAGCUGAAAGGAAGCAUUCAACUUCCUGCUUGUUUACGCAUUAUUAGUUACAUUCGACAGUUGGAUGUGUUUGGUGAAGCUGAACUUAGAAUAACAUUUCUACAAGCCAGGGACUCUUGGUUUAAAAAUGUAAUAUCGCAAAUUCCAAAGGAUGAUGCCUACAAUCACUUAACCAAGGUGAUUGACGCCAGUCGUGUGAAUUUAUUUGACAUCAUUACUCAAUACAAAGCCAUUUUUUCGGAUGAUGAACCAACAUACACAAUAGAUGAAGAAAAGAAAAGCAGCUACUCCGCCAUCUUGCGUUCGUGGGUGUUACAAAAGAUAUCCGAAUUCAUGCGCACGUUACACGAAGAUGUUCAUCGCGGCUUAGGUGGUAGAUUGGAUUCAGUAUAUGGACAAUGUAUGUACUUCGGUUUAUCGUUUAGUCGCAUUGGUGCUGACUUUAGAGGAGCUAUGAUCGCGAUAUUUCACAGAUAUACGUUGAAGCAAUUCAAACAAACUGUAAAUAACGCUACGUGCAGAUUUGAAGACGACAUUGGCACUUUCACUGUUAGUUCAAAAUCGUUUAAAAGAUUGGACACAAAGAAGAACGUGAAAAUCGACCCAGUCUCUCCUCCACACGAGCUGUUGGAAUUUCCUCCUCUGGCGAUAUAUUUGAAUGGUGUUUUGAUGGCGUUAAAUGAUUUGCGACAGUAUCCCGCUCUUCCCUUUAUUUACAAAGUAAAGGACACGCUAUCUAAUUCUUUGGAAAAGGUAAUGUUGGCGCUGGAAAAGUGGGCGAGACUGGAAUCUCAAUCACAACCCGAUAGGAACGACGAAAGUGUGAAGACAUUGUGCGUGUUAGUUUUAAAAUACUUUCUACCGUACGUUGAAAAGGCGUUUAAACUGUUCUUUGACGAGAAAAAUAUCCACAAAAUGGUGGGGCGGCUGCCGAACAACGUGAAUGUUGUGGAAAACAAAACUGAGUUAAUGUUGGACGUCACGACGCUUAACAACCAUCUUAGAGACUACGUUGACGUGAAUGCUUUGCUUGACGAGGUGACGUUAAAUGAACCGGUAACCGGAGUAGAAGAUGUAAUUGAUAAAAGCAAAACGAAGGAGGGUAAUAUAAGUAUGACCGAAGAACCUCCGGAAAUCGAUAAUACUGGAUAUUCUGCGAAUGAGCACACAGACAAACAUAAUGAUGUAUCCGACUAGAUUUUUUUCUACAAGGAAUAAUUUAAAAAUAUGCCGUUUUGUAUAUUAUAUUUUACAGUGGAAUUUUCUUAUCUUAGUCCAACGGGGUUAAAUAAUAACUUAUUGCGAA